GGUAACAGAUUGAUCAAUUUAGUACAGUGCCAGCCGAAUUGACUAUGAGGCGGUGAAAUCAAGACUGUCUAGCUGGCAAGAAAUAUCCGCUCUUUGAACAACAGUAUCUUUUAUUAAUCUUAUCCAGUAAUAACAAUGACGACGACCACCACAUUUAAAGGGUUGGAGCCAGGAUCCAAGAGCAGUUCCAGGGUGCUGCGUCCUCCGGGCGGGGCCUCCAACAUCUCGUUUGGUACAGAGGAGGACAAGCCCGCCAAGAAGGACAAGAUGGCCUCCAGCAUCUUCGCCGAACCCGAGGACCCGCACGCCCAUCGACGGAACAACCCACCUGGUGGGAAGCCAACUGGGGUGCUGUGUGGGGAGUCGUCGGCUCCACUGCGGAGAGGCCAGAACCAACAGCAGUCCAGCCAGAACCACGAGCAGCACAACCACAACAGCACAACCGAGGACAACGCUGCUGAGGAUGUUGUUGACCACGACGUGAUGAAUGCAGAGCCCUUGGAGGAGCCGGUGGUGACCCAGGAGGACGGGAGGGAGGAGUCUGCGUCCUCUGGAGGCUCCUCCACCGGCCAGGCGGCCGGCGUACCCUCCGGACGCAGGAACCCCCCAGGGGGCAAAUCAAGCCUCAUCCUGGGCUAAGUCACAUUGCCUGUUCCCCCUCCCGAUCCCCAUCCCCAGCCCCCUUGCCCCAUUCCCUCUUCCCCUCCCUUUCUCCAGAAAUGCCUCCAUUUUCUCAUAAUUUAUUAUGUCUUUUAUAUAAAACAUUGAAAGUAAGAAAGCUGUUGCCGUGUGUUGUCACGUCACACACGCUCACACUACACCCCCCCCCCUCCCCCCAAAUGCGCGCGCACACAUGCAUAUACACACAUUCACUCACUCGACACAGUAUGACACGUAUUCCACCCUUGCCUUUUCAGCCAUCGUUUGUAUAUGCCUUUUUUUAAUUAAUUUUAUACUAUCUUUUUUGUUUUUUUUUCACCAAAGCACUUUAUGUACUGUAUUCUCGUUUGGUAAUGUGCCAAACCUGCUGGUAAAGGCAUCCCGGUUCAGUUUCCCUUCAUACCCCCCUCUCUCUCUCCUCCCUCCUCCUCUGCUCUCCCCCCACACUCCCCCCACUCUGGCCAGUGUAAAUGGGAAAACAAAACAAAACAAAAAAAUACAAUUAUGCGUGCUGUAUUUCUAAAAACAAUAAAAGUAUUGAUAUGAGAA
Engraulis encrasicolus (European anchovy) is the source of this 1209-nucleotide messenger RNA. RefSeq names its product Jupiter microtubule associated homolog 1a (gene jpt1a). NCBI's taxonomy places the organism in Eukaryota, Metazoa, Chordata, Actinopteri, Clupeiformes, Engraulidae. Gene Ontology annotation, cellular component: nucleus. The coding region runs from base 136 to 639 and encodes 167 amino acids. The transcript is spliced from 5 exons. The record is from RefSeq and is a predicted model, not a curated record.